GAGGAACAGAUUAAGGAGACGUGGCCUCCUUUUAUGAUGUUGGCGCAGCUGUGUUGCAUCAGCGCCAUCGAGGGCAUUGACAUGGGCCUGUUGCCGGCAGUGACCUUUGCUCUUCAGCACGACCUCAAUCUGAAAAUUACGCAGAUUGGAUCGAUGAGCUUGGCGCAGUCAGUGGCGCAGGCCCUUGGAGCACCUGUAUGGGGUGUGCUGGCAGACAGAAAAGUGGCCCGGCGAAAAACCCUGCUUGCUAUUGGCGCCUUCUUUCAAGGUCUAUGCACCAUAGCUUUGGGUUGGACAGAGAAUUUGGCCAUGAUGAUCAUCAUUCGAUCUAUCAACGGGGCUAUGCUUGCAGGUUUGAGGCCUGUUUGCGUGGGAAUCGUUGCCGACACCACAUCAGAGCUUUCGCGCGGCAAGAUCUAUGGUUACCUACAGCUAAGCGUGACAGCUGGCAUGAUGAUUGCCACUUCGGUUGGUACACCAAUGGCUACCGCUUCGAUCUGCGGGAUUCAGGGAUGGCGAGUAGUCUUUGCCCUCGUAGGAGCCUUUGCUAUCUUCACGUCUUUGCUCAUCUCCGUCUUCAUGUUUGAGGCAAGGCACGAAAGAAGCUGGAACAAGGAAAGUCGCAAGCGAUGCAGCGGAGUCACCCAAGAGAUUGCAAAGUUCUGCGGCUACUUCCGCAAGCCAACUUUCGUCUGCCUAAUUGGACAGGGGCUGUUUGGAGCCAUUCCUUGGAAUGCGUUCAACUAUUCCACGCUCUAUUUUCAAGUGGUCGGGCUGCCGGAAGUUCGUGCCGCCUCGCUAACGACUGCGUUUCAGGCUUGCUGUGGCAUUGGAAACGUUCUCGGAGGUUACAUUGGUGAUGCUUUGGCCAGGAGGUGUCCUGAACACGGGCGCGCCUUUACGGCGAACAUGUCGGUCUCCUUGGGCAUUCCCUGUGUCUUCCUGAUCUACAUGACCCAGCCGUCCGAGGACUAUCAGUACAUUUGGUACUUAUCUUUGCUGGUGCUCAUGGGUCUGACAGCAACUUGGUGCUUGACAGGGGUGAACCUGCCACUGCUGUCAGAAAUAGUCGAUCCAGCAUCACGGAGUGGCAUCAUGGCAUGGGAGAGUGCGAUGGAGGGGGCGAUCGCAGCCGUUGCGGGCAAUGCAGCCGUGACAUUCCUGGCUCACAACUUCUUCGGGUACGAUCUGGUCGAUGCGGAUCCUUCCGAUGCAGCACAAAGUCGGCACAAUGCCGAAGCGCUUGGCAAAGCUUUGGCUUUCACAUCAGUGCUGCCAUGGACCCUGUGCCUGAUCUGUUACAUCUUCAUGCACUGGGCAUUUCCUUAUGACAGGCGGAUUAUUCUGGCAGAAAGGGAGAAAUACAGGGAUCAGCAGGGCAGACUAUUGACAGGUUCUACGACGGUCAGUGAGGAUCAACUUGAACUCUGUCUGGACGACGAGGAGGACGAGAACCUCGAAUACCUGCCCUCUAUCGGCUGCUAG
Messenger RNA from Symbiodinium necroappetens, 1485 nucleotides. Lineage: Eukaryota; Dinophyceae; Suessiales; Symbiodiniaceae. The record is from the annotation of a GenBank genome assembly.